Annulohypoxylon truncatum is the source of this 1514-nucleotide messenger RNA. RefSeq names its product 1, 4-beta cellobiohydrolase. The transcript has 4 exons. Gene Ontology annotation, biological process: cellulose catabolic process. The record is from RefSeq and is a predicted model, not a curated record. The coding region runs from base 46 to 1224 and encodes 392 amino acids. Gene Ontology annotation, molecular function: hydrolase activity, hydrolyzing O-glycosyl compounds. Lineage: Eukaryota; Fungi; Ascomycota; Sordariomycetes; Xylariales; Hypoxylaceae.
ACUCGCUCAUUACUAUCUAAGGGUUGUAUCCGGGUCGAAUCGAAUAUGAAGGUCUCUACUACCAGCGUAACGGCGUUGGCCGCCGGUGCUGUUGCCGCACCCUCUAACAAUGUGCCCCGCAAGUCUGCUGCUGCUUGCGCGGAGGCUGUCACGCUCGACGCCAGUACCAACGUGUUCGAGCAGUACACUUUACACGCCAACACCUUCUACCGUAGCGAGGUUGAAAAGGCCGUCGAGGCCAUUACGGACUCUGCCUUGAAGGCUUCGGCUGCCAAGGUUGCUGAUGUCGGUAGCUUCCUGUGGCUCGACUCUAUUGCCAACAUCGCAAAGUUCGACGAGGCUGUCGCCGACGUUCCCUGCGAGAACAUCCUUGGUCUCGUCAUCUACGACUUGCCCGGUCGUGACUGUGCCGCCAAAGCCUCCAACGGAGAACUUAAGUACGACGAGUUGGACCGAUACAAGACUGAGUACAUCGACCCUAUUGUCGAAAAGAUCAAGGCCAACCCCAACACGGCUUUCGCCCUUUUGAUCGAGCCUGACUCCUUACCUAACCUUGUCACAAACGCAGACAAGACUGCCUGCGCAGAUAGCAAAACUGGCUACGAGGAGGGUGUCGCGUACGCCCUCAAGAGCCUCAAUCUUCCCAACGUCGUCAUGUACAUCGACGCUGGUCACGGCGGUUGGCUUGGUUGGGAUGCCAACCUCGACCCCGGUGCAGAGGAGCUUGCCAAGGUCUACAAGAACGCCGGCAGCCCCGAGCAGGUUCGUGGUUACGCCACCAACAUUGCUGGCUGGAAUUCCUGGGACGAGGAGCCCGGUGAGUUCUCCGAUGCUUCGGACGCCAAGUACAACUCGUGCCAGAACGAGAAGACGUACGUCACCAAGUUCUCGGCCGCCCUAAAGACAGCUGGUUUCCCCGAGCACGCCAUCGUCGACACUGGCCGAAACGCCGUCACCGGUCUCCGUGAGGAAUGGGGUGACUGGUGCAACGUUGACGGCGCCGGUUUCGGUGUCCGCCCCACUGCCGACACUGGUCUCGAGUUAGCUGAUGCCUUCGUCUGGGGUAAGCCCGGUGGUGAGUCGGACGGCACUAGCGACGAGAGUGCUACCCGUUACGACUCCUACUGUGGCAAGCCUGAUGCCUACAAGCCUUCCCCCGAGGCUGGUGAGUGGAACCAGGCCUACUUCGAGAUGCUUCUCAAGAACGCCAAUCCCGCGUUCUAAGGAGCUGAUAAAAAUAACCCUGGCAUUCGCGUCGAACGUGGGGGUUCAGCUGGCGAAAUAAGUAAACGUGGAUCGAGGCUCUGUCCAGGCCUGGUGACACGGACCCAAUGAAAAUAAGAAAAGCACUAGCUGUUCGGACCGCAGACGCUCUUUUUUCCCGCUCGAUUAGAAUCCUGUACUGAAUAUUCAACUGUAUAUAGCUUUUGUGCAGUACAUAUACAACUUUUCUCUUUACCAGUAAUUUGAUUCGUGACGGAGUCUUAAUCGUGAAACAACAAAAACUAAUUUUG